This is a messenger RNA of Aspergillus uvarum CBS 121591, 1302 nucleotides long. Its product is annotated as thioesterase family protein. Gene Ontology annotation, biological process: acyl-CoA metabolic process; fatty acid catabolic process. The transcript has a single exon. The coding region runs from base 79 to 1044 and encodes 321 amino acids. Gene Ontology annotation, molecular function: fatty acyl-CoA hydrolase activity. The record is from RefSeq and is a predicted model, not a curated record. NCBI's taxonomy places the organism in Eukaryota, Fungi, Ascomycota, Eurotiomycetes, Eurotiales, Aspergillaceae. Gene Ontology annotation, cellular component: peroxisomal matrix.
CUUUUUCUAUCCUUCUCUUUGUAAAGAUAAAACGCUAUACUUAUUUUUCUUCUUCAAGUUACCCUCGAGGAAUAUCAAAUGGCGAGCACAUUAGCAGACCAUGUCGCACUGUACAAAGAGGGCCCGAAUUAUAUCUCCUCUCAGAAACCUCAGCGUAUGGGAAACUCGGCGCCUAUCGCGUACGGAGGCUAUGCAAUCGCCCUCGGAAUUCAUGCUGCAUGCAAGUCUGCUCCGGAUGGAUUCCACCUUUACUCAGCCAUGGGACACUAUCUCCGAGCAGUCAGCACAGAGACCGCCCUCAUCUGCACCCCUUCUGAACUCCGCAGAAGCAAGAACUUUGUGACUUAUCGGGUGCUUGUCAAUCAAAAAGUCCCAACCCCGGAGCCACAACUACGGUUGUGCAUGGAGCUUCUGGUCGAUUUGCAUAGAGAUGAACCAUCUCUGCUACAAUACUCGACUCAACCCACGCAGCAGUAUAGCCACUGGACGAACUGUAGCCCCUGGGAAUCUUUGAUAGAGAAAGACUGGAUUCAAACGGGCAAAGUCACGGCGCGAGAACUCCGCGCAUUCCACACCCUUUUCGGACUUCCCCGGAAUCUCUAUGAAACUCGUCCCUGCCCGGAGGGUAUCACUGCCCAGAAUCUCAUGGGUUUGAUCAAAGCUGCUGCCACGAGCCAAGACGACCUACUCCCGACGGCGAAGACCUCGGCGGAGUGGUUCCGAGUGAAACACUCUUUAACUUCAGAAGGCGAGGAGAUGGCUGCCUUAGGGUUCAUUAUGGACGGAUUACUGUCCUUCUUGCCUUUAGCCCAUAAUCACUUGUUCUUUCAGGAUGCGGAUGCGUGCUCCAGCCUGGACUUUGCUCUUCGGGUCUUCUCGCCCAGUCCCAAGAUGAACGAGUGGCAUCUGAGGGAGGCUAUCGGUCAUCACGCCGGCCACGGCCGUACGUACAGUGAGAGUAAAUUAUGGGACGAGCAGGGGAAUCUAACAGCCUGCAUGAGUCAGCAGUCAAUACUGCGGGUUCCUGGCAAAGCGAGAAUGUGAUGAUUGACGCUACUUAAGUCCAGGUUAACAACAAAAUGCCACUAAUUAAACCAUCGAAUAGCCGUAUAGGGAUAAAGGCCUUGAGACGCAUUUAUAGGCGAAAUGCCGUAUGCAAUAGACACCCGAAAGAGACCCGAAAUCAAACUCCACGAACUUUGAGAUGGUCUAAUUCUCAGGUCGAUUUUAAGCAGGUAGAGAGGACAGCGUUGUAUUAGAACGUGCAAUCUUCAUUUAUGGAUAUUAAAUAUAUGAGAACCG